This is a messenger RNA of Falco peregrinus (peregrine falcon), 2231 nucleotides long. RefSeq names its product somatomedin-B and thrombospondin type-1 domain-containing protein-like. Lineage: Eukaryota; Metazoa; Chordata; Aves; Falconiformes; Falconidae. The transcript has 5 exons. The coding region runs from base 1058 to 1834 and encodes 258 amino acids. The record is from RefSeq and is a predicted model, not a curated record.
AGCCCAGCAGUGCCUGUUCAUGGAUGCUCCCGGGCAGCUCCAGGGCUGCGUUGUCCCAUGCACAGCUUUUCAUUAACCGUCCUGGUUAAUUUUAUUAAGUCCUGGCUCUGGCCGUGGAGUGAAGAGCUGGACUGGCAAGGGGCGGUGGAGCAGAAGGGAAUGGGCUUUGUCCCCCCGCCCAGCCCAGGGGCGGUGCGGCCAGGGCUCCCACAGCCCUUGCGCCUCACCCAGCAUUCGAAAGCCAUCCCUCCAGGGGAAAGCUGUCCCCUGGGGGCUCACAGGGUCCCGGUGCCAUGUGGGGCUUGCUGCUCAGUGGGGGCUGGCUGCUGGCCACCAGCUACCUGGUGGGUGCCACGGGCAGCUGCCGGCACCGGUGCUGCCCGGGCAGGAACAAUGCCUGCUGGGCACCGGGAGCCCGCCGGGCUCACUGCUACUGCGACUCGUACUGCGUGAGGACAGGCGACUGCUGCGAGGACUACCAUGCCACCUGCCGCCAUGCCGGUGAGUGCCGGGAGGGGAUGGCCGGUACCCCGUGCCGGGGCAGCCCCAGGGCAGGGGACACCAGCCUGGGCUGCUGCAGCUGGUGGCAGGAGCUUGCUGGUAGCGGUUAGCCCCGUACUUGGAGCAGUAACAGGAUGCAUCUGGCAUGCCGGCUGGGCUGGAUUUGGAGCAAUAUCCUGAUUUUCCACUUUUUUCCACACUGAACGUCUGGUUGCUCCCAGUGCAAUAAGAGAGCCUGCAGGGCAGCCUGUGGGCUGCAGCUGACGGGUAGGUAGCGCUGUCGUUGCAAGCCUCAGCGCCAUCAGCGUGGGAUCCAAGGAAGAGGAGCCUGGGCAUCACCUCUGCCGUGGCUGCGGGCAGGACCUUGCGCGGGGACGUGGGAGCCAGGGGCUGCACUGGGGGUGACAAACAGGGAGCAUGGGCUUGGGGGGGGUGCAGAGCCAGCCUGCCCUGGUGACCCAAGCCCGGGCGGGUGCUGCCUGCGGCCCCCUGGACAAUUGCAGCGGUCAGCCCUCCUUAAUCUCCAGGGAGAUUAGUGGGGUCCCAGCUCAGCGCGAUGCAGAGCCGCGGCAGCGGUGCGGGGAUCAAGGCCUGCGGAAGCGGCACACAAUGCCACCGCGCUGGUGGGGCAGCCCCCGGCCGGGGGUCAGGGGAAAGGGGCUUCCAGGUCACCCUGGCCCUUCUCCUUCCUCCCCUCUCCCUUCAGCUGUGCCACAUCUCCCCUGCUCCCCUCCUUCCAUCUUCCAUGCCACUGAUGCUCUCCUUUCCCUCCAUCCCACCCGCUCGGCCGGCAGCGGUGGGCUGCACGGUGGGGCCCUGGGGGCCCUGGAGCAGGUGCAGCUCCCCGUGCGGGGUUGGCAGCAAGGCCCGCAGCCGCCAGGUCACCGUCCCACCCCAGCACGGAGGGGAGCCCUGUCCAGACCUCAAGCAGCGCCGUGGCUGCCUGGGGGAGCACCCGACCUGUGGGACGGCCAAAGAGGUGGCCAAGAUACUACCUGACUCCUUCAGUCGGGACUUCAGGGAUCCCUGGCGAAGAGCUGGGCGGCUGCUGCUGGAGGAGCCAUCGGGCUACUGUGGCUAUUUUCGCCUGACACAGGUGGGCCCCCUGUGCCACGGGCGGGCCUGGAGCCGCCACCUGCGCCGGGACAAGCAGGUGUGUGUCAAGUGCCGGGGGGGCACGUCCCACCGCCGGCCCCACUGCGUCGGGCAUGGGCUGCAAGGAGCCAGGACGUUUUGGGUGGCCGCCUCGGUGCUGGGGUGCCAGGGCUCGUGGGUGCAGGAGGGGCUGCGGCAGGGCUGUGCCUGCCCCCCGCCGGCUCUCAUCUUUGUGUAGCCCCCCCAGGAAGGCUCGCUGCUCGCCCUUGGAGCUGACUGCACGCAUUUUCCAUUAAGUAUUUUGUUGAAGAAUGGGAAGAAAGCCCUGCUCAUAAAAAUUAAAAAUAAGGGAAUUGUGAAAGUGUGGUGAUUAAUGGUGGAAGAAUGUCAGGCUGAGGUUCAGCCUGGGUAAGAAGAUGAUGCGGCAGGUACAUGGGAGGACAACACGAUGAUGUCAUGGUCAGUCAUGACAUCCUGCCAUGCAAUGAGCGGCCAUUGGCGAGCAACAUGAGGAUGGAGAUGGCAUCUCUGUGUGUUUGGGCUGGCCCAGCUGCAGUGCAGUGUCGGUGAGCCAGGAAGGGCGGCUCAGCUUCGUGCUGGGGGUUGCAGAGGGAAAUUAAACAGAGGCACCCGCA